AAUCAGCGCGGGGAGGUGCCCCUUCCCCCACCCGGCUCCUCGGGCUCUCCGGGCCGCGAUUGGCCGCGCGUGCGCCCCCCAAGCUUGGGCCCCGGCUCCAGCUGCCGCGCCAUUGGCUGCGGGCCUCCGCCAGCCUUUACAUAAGCCCGGGCGCGCUCGAGUGGAGUUGUAUAAAGCGAGCGCGCGGCGUCGGGGCGGGAGGCUCGAGGCCAGCCCGGGACCAGGGCUAGGCGCUGCAAGGCGGCGGCGCCGGCGGCAGAGGCGGCAGUGAGCGCCAGCGCUCCGACGCCCCCAGGCGGUGGGGCUGAGAGAGCCAGAGGAUGGCUCCGAGCGCUGACCCGGGCAUGGUCAGGAUGGCUUUGCUCCUGCUGCCACCCCUGUGGCUUCUGCCUCUCACUGGGGGAUCCCAGAGGGCUGAGCCCAUGUUCACUGCGGUCACCAACUCAGUUCUGCCCCCCGACUAUGACAGCAACCCCACCCAGCUCAACUACGGAGUGGCAGUGACGGAUGUGGACCACGAUGGGGACUUCGAGAUCGUCGUGGCAGGGUACAAUGGCCCCAACCUGGUCCUGAAGUACAACCGAGCCCAGAGUCGGCUGGUGAACAUCGCAGUGGAUGAGCGCAGCUCACCCUACUAUGCUCUGAGAGAUCGGCAAGGGAAUGCCAUUGGGGUCACAGCCUGUGACAUCGAUGGGGAUGGCCGUGAGGAGAUCUACUUUCUCAACACCAAUAACGCCUUCUCAGGUGUGGCCACGUACACAGACAAGUUGUUCAAAUUUCGAAAUAACCGGUGGGAAGACAUCCUGAGUGAUGACAUCAACGUGGCCCGUGGAGUGGCCAGCCUCUUUGCAGGACGCUCAGUGGCCUGCGUGGACAGAAUGGGCUCCGGACGAUAUUCUAUCUACAUAGCGAACUAUGCCUAUGGUGAUGUGGGGCCUGAUGCCCUCAUCGAAAUGGACCCUGAGGCCAGUGACCUGUCCCGGGGGAUCCUAGCACUCAGGGACGUGGCUGCUGAGGCUGGGGUCAGCAAGUACACAGCGGGCCGGGGUGUCAGCGUGGGCCCCAUCCUCAGCAACAGUGCCUCAGAUAUCUUCUGUGACAAUGAGAAUGGGCCCAACUUCCUCUUCCACAACCAAGGCAAUGGUACCUUCGUGGAUGCUGCAGCUAGUGCCGGUGUAGACGACCCUCAUCAGCAUGGCCGAGGUGUGGCCCUGGCAGAUUUCAACCGUGACGGCAAAGUAGACAUCGUUUAUGGCAACUGGAAUGGCCCACACCGCCUCUAUCUGCAGAUGAGUGCUCACGGGAAGGUCCGAUUUAGGGACAUUGCUUCACCCAAGUUCUCCACGCCCUCCCCUGUGCGAACUGUCAUUGCUGCCGACUUCGACAAUGACCAGGAACUGGAAGUCUUCUUCAACAACAUCGCCUACCGCAGCUCCUCAGCCAAUCGCCUUUUCCGGGUUAUCCGCAGGGAGCAUGGGGAUCCUCUCAUCGAGGAGCUCAAUCCUGGUGAUGCCCUAGAGCCUGAGGGCCGGGGUACAGGGGGCGUAGUGACCGACUUCGAUGGUGAUGGGAUGCUGGACCUCAUCUUGUCACAUGGAGAGUCCAUGGCUCAGCCACUGUCUGUCUUCCGGGGAAAUCAGGGCUUCAGCAACAACUGGCUGCGUGUGGUGCCACGCACUCGGUUCGGAGCCUUCGCCAGGGGCGCCAAGGUUGUACUCUACACCAAGAAGAGUGGGGCGCACCUACGGAUCAUUGAUGGGGGCUCCGGCUACCUGUGUGAAAUGGAGCCCGUGGCACAUUUUGGCCUGGGAAGGGACGAAGCCAGCAGUGUAGAGGUGACGUGGCCAGAUGGCAAGAUGCUGAGCCGAAGUGUGGCCAACAGGGAGAUGAACUCGGUGUUGGAGAUCCUCUACCCCCGGGAUGAGGACAAACUUCAGAACACAGCCCCACUAGAGACACCAAUGAAUGCAUCCAGUUCCCAUUUGUAUGUCCUCGAGAUAAACCCGUGUGCGUCAACACCUACGGAAGCUACAGGUGCCGGACCAAUAAAAGAUGCAGUCGGGGCUAUGAGCCCAACGAAGAUGGCACAGCUUGCGUGGGUGAGUGGAACCCUGGCCACGUUCAGUAGCAAAGGACACAUGCCUUGUGCUGGAGAGUGGCAGGGAGGGAUGGGUGGCUCUGAGUGGGCUCUGGGCCACAGUCAUUAGCCCCUGCAUCCCCCCUGGAUUGGUAGAUGCUCCUAGACUCAAACACAAGUUCUCCAGGGGAGACCCUGCGAGGCUUGGAGAGGACCCAUCACUACCGUCCCACCGGAAGGGCCCUGGGGUAGUGCAUCCUGGUCUUCUGGUUAUCACUCUAUUCACGGCUCCUGAAGCACGUGUUCUGACCUGGCAGUCAGCCCGCUUUUCCAUAGCCGGGGUAGAAAGUAGUCACCUUUGGAUAAUUUCUGAACCAGUGUUUGUCUUCUCCUUCCUCCCACAAUCCUCCCUCCCAACCAACCCUUUUUCUCUUCCCCGUCUUUUACCUCCCUGCCCUUUCGUUUUUUACAGCUCAAGUGGCCUUUCUAGGUGGGUAUUCCUCGGCUGCCUUUAGACUCUCUGAGCCUCUCUCUCAGGCUUCAUAUCUUUCUCUAGGCCUAGGACUCUGCCUUCAAUUCUAUGCACUUUAAAUUCCAUCAAUAAAGGAAAAAAAUCUAACAACCUUUGUGGAAAAACUA
Rattus norvegicus (Norway rat) is the source of this 2716-nucleotide messenger RNA. NCBI's taxonomy places the organism in Eukaryota, Metazoa, Chordata, Mammalia, Rodentia, Muridae. The record is from RefSeq and is a predicted model, not a curated record.